Molecule: messenger RNA, 670 nt
Organism: Mesitornis unicolor (brown roatelo)
Lineage: Eukaryota; Metazoa; Chordata; Aves; Mesitornithiformes; Mesitornithidae
Gene: FKBP7
Product: FK506 binding protein 7
Exons: 4
Coding region: 1-489 (162 amino acids)
Molecular function (GO): peptidyl-prolyl cis-trans isomerase activity; calcium ion binding
Source: RefSeq, a predicted model, not a curated record
AUGCCCCCGCAGCCGGGUUCACUCACACAUUUUUUUAAUAGUCGGACACAAAACGAAGGUCAUCCAAAAUGGUUUGUUCUGGGUGUUGGACAAGUCAUAAAAGGGUUAGAUAUUGCUAUGAUGAACAUGUGUCCUGGAGAGAAACGGAAAGUGACCAUUCCUCCGUCAUUAGCCUAUGGACAGCAAGGAUACGCACAGGGCAAGAUUCCACCCAAUGCAACAUUGAUCUUUGAGAUUGAACUUUAUGCAGUAAAUAAGGGACCUCGCAGUGUUGAAGCAUUCAAUCAAAUAGACAAGGACAGUGACAAGAAACUCUCUGAACUUGAGAUAAGCCAAUAUUUGAAAGAAGAAUUUGCAAGAGAUGGCAAAAAACGUCAUCCCUCAGUCCAUGAUGAAAUCUUAGCUGAUAUAUUUAAGAAGAAUGACCAUGAUGGAGAUGGUUUCAUAUCAGCAAAGGAGUACAAUGUCUACCAGCAUGAUGAACUCUAAGUACUUAAAAAAUCUUUGACUGUUUUCUGGACACUGAAUUUUAAAUAAUAAUACUUUGUCACAGAAUUUUUUUGUAUUUUUUUAAUAGUGGCAUCUCUUUAUAGCUCUUCAGGUGACUGUAAAAAUGUUACUUUUAACAUUCACCUAAUAAAAUGUGUUGUAUAUUUCAAAAGAUAAAUAA